CGGCGUCCGGGUGCGGGCGCGGGGCCUCCGGCCUCUCCUGGGCACCGCCCCCGGUCCGGCCCGGUGGCUCAGCUGCGCUCGUCCACGUCCAGGCGGGGCCCGUCGCCCUCGGAGCCGCAGCCGCCUGGGGCGCUCGGUCCGGCCGGUCGGCCGCACGAACGCACAGCGCCCGUCAAGCCGCCGCCGCCUCAGGUCAGAGUCGCCCGGGGCCACGCGGCCCGCCGCCUGAGGGACGCGGAAGAAGAGACCUGGGGCGCUGCGCUGGGGUACCGGGUCGUGCGCAGCCUGAGGGAACCGAGUGUGACGACAAGGUGACCGACCAGGCUGAGGGGCCGGGCUGAGGAGAAGUCAUACUCUGACAGGACCGACAGCCUGGCUGACGGGGUCUCGGCUGAGGGGACGCGGGGCUGAGACGUCGCCUUCUGACAGGACUGUGUGACAGACAAGAUUGGAAAGAAGCUGUGAACCACUGAUAUCCAAGGACAUUUUUUAAAACAAGGACUACUCUUUAUUGAAAUUACCAUGGUUGACACAGAGAUGCCAUUCUGGCCCACCAACUUUGGAAUCAGCUCUGUGGACCUCUCUGUGAUGGAAGAGCACUCCCAUUCCUUUGACAUCAAGCCCUUUACCACGGUUGAUUUCUCCAGCAUUUCUGCUCCACACUAUGAAGACAUUCCAUUCACAAGAGCUGAUCCAAUGGUUGCUGAUUACAAAUAUGACCUGAAGCUUCAAGAAUACCAAAGUGCGAUCAAAGUAGAGCCUGCAUCUCCACCUUAUUAUUCUGAAAAGACCCAGCUCUACAACAGGCCUCAUGAAGAGCCUUCCAACUCCCUCAUGGCCAUUGAGUGCCGAGUCUGUGGGGAUAAAGCAUCAGGCUUCCACUAUGGAGUUCAUGCUUGUGAAGGAUGCAAGGGUUUUUUCCGAAGAACCAUCCGAUUGAAGCUUAUUUAUGAUAGGUGUGAUCUUAACUGUCGGAUCCACAAAAAAAGUAGAAAUAAAUGUCAGUACUGUCGGUUUCAGAAGUGCCUUGCUGUGGGGAUGUCUCACAAUGCCAUCAGGUUUGGGCGGAUGCCACAGGCCGAGAAGGAGAAGCUGUUGGCGGAGAUCUCCAGUGAUAUCGACCAGCUGAACCCAGAGUCUGCUGAUCUGCGAGCCCUGGCAAAGCAUUUGUAUGACUCAUACAUAAAGUCCUUCCCGCUGACCAAAGCCAAGGCGAGGGCGAUCUUGACAGGAAAGACAACAGACAAAUCACCAUUUGUCAUCUAUGACAUGAAUUCCUUAAUGAUGGGAGAAGAUAAAAUCAAGUUCAAAAAUAUCACCCCCCUGCAGGAGCAGAGCAAAGAGGUGGCCAUCCGAAUUUUUCAAGGAUGCCAGUUUCGAUCUGUGGAAGCCGUGCAAGAGAUCACAGAGUAUGCCAAAAACAUCCCCGGUUUCAUUAACCUUGACUUGAAUGACCAAGUGACUCUGCUCAAGUAUGGUGUCCAUGAGAUCAUCUACACGAUGCUGGCCUCCCUGAUGAAUAAAGAUGGAGUCCUCAUAUCAGAGGGCCAAGGAUUCAUGACCAGGGAGUUCCUCAAAAGCCUGCGGAAGCCCUUUGGUGACUUUAUGGAGCCCAAGUUUGAGUUUGCUGUGAAGUUCAAUGCACUGGAAUUAGAUGACAGUGACUUGGCCAUAUUUAUAGCUGUCAUUAUUCUCAGUGGAGACCGCCCAGGCUUGCUGAACGUGAAGCCCAUCGAGGACAUCCAAGACAACCUGCUGCAGGCCCUGGAACUCCAGCUCAAGCUGAACCACCCGGAGUCCUCCCAGCUGUUCGCCAAGGUGCUCCAGAAGAUGACAGACCUCAGGCAGAUUGUCACAGAGCACGUGCAGCUAUUGCAUGUGAUCAAGAAGACGGAGACAGACAUGAGCCUUCACCCCCUGCUCCAGGAGAUCUACAAGGACUUGUAUUAGCAGAAAAGUCCCACCCGCUGACAACGUGUUCCUUCUAUCGAUUGCACUAUUAUUUUGAGGGAAAAAUCUGACACCUAAGAAAUUUACUGUGAAAAAGCAUUUAAAAACAAAAGGUUUUAGAACAUGAUCUAUUUUAUGCAUAUUGUUUAUAAAGAUACAUUUACAAUUUACUUUUAAUAUUAAAAAUUACCACAUUAUGAGAUUGUUUAUAGUAUUUAAAGAGUGAAUGUAUGUGUCCCGUUCUGCCAUCACAGGUGUGCAGAAGGAUUUCCCUCAUUUUAUUUCUUUUCUUCUUUCUUUCUUGUUCAUUCUUUGACAUGCAUAUGUGCUCAUAUAUAUGUUUAUGUGUGUGUAGGUUCUAUGCAUGUGUAUGGAGGCCCAGAGACAGCUCUAAAGCUGGCUUGUUCAUUCUCAGGACUGUCAUGUACCUACUUUGAGACAGGGUCUUUCAUUGGCCUAGAACCAACCAAUUAGGUUAGACUGGUCAGUGAGCUCUGGGGAACCACCUGUCCCCACCUGCCCAUCACCACCCUGUCUAGCAUGUUUAGGUGGAUUUGAGGAGAAGGAUUGAACUCGGGUCCUCAUGCUUUCACAAGAACCCAAACUUCUCCCACUCUAACAGUUUUCAUGCAUCACCAGCAACCUGUUUAACAUAUUGUCAUCCCUCCACAAUCAUGGGGUCUGGCUCCAGGUCUCCUGAAGGUACCAAACCCCAUGGGUGUUCAAGUUUUUAAACACGAAAUGUUGCAAAUAAACUCUGCA
Mastomys coucha (southern multimammate mouse) is the source of this 2712-nucleotide messenger RNA. It is a transcript of the gene Pparg, whose product is annotated as peroxisome proliferator activated receptor gamma. The record is from RefSeq and is a predicted model, not a curated record. The transcript is spliced from 8 exons. Gene Ontology annotation, biological process: cell differentiation; hormone-mediated signaling pathway; negative regulation of inflammatory response. The coding region runs from base 523 to 1950 and encodes 475 amino acids. Gene Ontology annotation, cellular component: nucleus. Gene Ontology annotation, molecular function: zinc ion binding; RNA polymerase II cis-regulatory region sequence-specific DNA binding; nuclear receptor activity. Lineage: Eukaryota; Metazoa; Chordata; Mammalia; Rodentia; Muridae.